AUGGGUGCCUUUUUAGCUAACCCUAAGACAAGUAAGAAAUUAGAGUAUGGAGGAUCAACAGCAGCAGCAGCAGCAGCAACAUCUGCCUAUGGUGCAGCAGCAAUGCAGGGAUGGAGACAGACCAUGGAGGAUGCUCAUGUUGCUGUCCCUUCUUUUAGGGCAUUAGUUAAGGGUGCAGCAGGAGCAGCAGCAGGAGCAGCAGCAGGAGGAGGAGGAGCAGCAGCAGCAGCAGCAGCAGCAGCAGCAGGAGAUGGGUCUGCUGCAGCAGCAGAAGAUGAUGAUGAUGGGGAUACCAUAGGAAGCAGCAAAUCUAUAGGUACAACAGGAGGAGAAUCUACAGCAGCAACAGCAGCAACUGCAGCAACAGCAGCAGCAGCAGCAGCAGAUAAGGAUACAAUAAAAGGAGACACUUGCUGCGAUGAGGACUGCUGCAGCAAAGCACUGCAGCAACUGCAGCAAAUGGAUAUAGAGGACAUAGGCAUCUAUGGUGUAUUUGAUGGUCAUGGUAGUAAUGCUGUUAGCUAUUGGACUGCAGCUAACUUAUUAACACUCUCUGUUGGUAAUCAAGAAGAAGGAGAGACAGAUGGUGCAGCAGAGGAGACAGGAGACAGAGCAGCAGAUAGGGAGACUAAUGGAGACAAAGACACAGAAGGAGCAGCAUCAGACUCUGAGGAGAAUGCAAAGGAGACAGCUGAUGAUGCAGAGAAGAGACAAUCAGGAGAAAGUAAUCGUCUCCCUGCCUUAGGCCGUCUAGACAGUACAGCUAAUCUAGGGGGACGGCAGCAGCAGCAGCAGCAGCAGCGAGCAGCAGCAGCAGCAGCAGGAGACGAUGAUGAAUCUGGUCCAUCUAGUGAGACAGAGGGCGAAGAAAGCAGCAGCAGCAGCAGCAGCAGCAGCAGCAGCAGCAGCAGCAACAGUGUAUCUGGAGGUAAGAAGGAUAGCUCUAAGCCAUCAUCUCCAUCAGCAGCAGCAGCAGCAGCAGCAAGAAGCAGCAAAGAGCAGCAAGAAGAAGGAGACAGAAAGGAGACACCUGAAUCAUCAUCAUCCCCAGACGAUCCAAAACUAUCAGGAGGAGCAGCAGCAGCAACAGCAGCAGCAGCAGCAGCAACAGCAGCAGCAGGAGACGACGAAGACGAAGAUGACGAAGAUAGUCUAGAUCUUCCUACUCCUUCCUCAUCGCUGUCAACAUCCCACCACCACCUGCAGCAGCAGCAGCAGCAGCAGCAACAGCAGCAGCAGCAGCAGCAGCAGCAGCAGCAGCAGCAAAGGUUCGACCACCCCCAUCCCUCAUCCCCUGAGGGCUCAGGGACAACUGCUGUUGUUGUAUUAAUUGUUAAGAGUAAUAAGCCUGCUAUUAUUGUUGCUAAUGCAGGAGACUCUAGGGCUGUUAUUAGUAGAGGAGGAAUAGCAUAUCCUCUAUCUCAUGAUCAUAAACCAACAAAUCCAAUAGAAAGAGCAAGGAUAGCAGCAGCAGGAGGAUGCGAGGCAGUAGAAUUUGUACGAGCACGAUUGGCUACAUCUAAGAAGAGUCGUGCAGAGGCAUUAAGAGAUGCAUGCGAAGCUCUUUGUGAUAGUUGUUUAUCUCCAGACCCUAUUAAAUCUGAAGGUCAUGGUUGUGAUAACAUGACAGUAUUAGCAGUAGAUUUAGCGGUAGAUUUGCUGCAGCAAGGAGACAGCUGCAGCAGCAGCAGCAGCAGCAACAGCAGCAAGAUUGUCUUGUAUGGAGGAGGAGAAGAUUUAUAUUUAGGUCAUGAUGAGGCAGAGUACGAAGGAGAAGAAGAAGAAGAGGAUUAA
Molecule: messenger RNA, 1794 nt
Organism: Eimeria maxima
Lineage: Eukaryota; Apicomplexa; Conoidasida; Eucoccidiorida; Eimeriidae
Product: protein phosphatase 2C, putative
Exons: 6
Coding region: 1-1794 (597 amino acids)
Biological process (GO): protein dephosphorylation
Molecular function (GO): protein serine/threonine phosphatase activity; cation binding
Source: RefSeq, a predicted model, not a curated record